Plasmodium falciparum 3D7 is the source of this 816-nucleotide messenger RNA. RefSeq lists its product as uncharacterized. The record is from RefSeq and is a predicted model, not a curated record. NCBI's taxonomy places the organism in Eukaryota, Apicomplexa, Aconoidasida, Haemosporida, Plasmodiidae.
AUGUUACAUGUUUAUUUUAAAAUAUUCUAUAUAGCAGUUCUAUUUGGAUUAAUCUUUUUGAAUCAAAAUGUGUGCACACAAAAAGGACCAUAUGAAGUGAAAAAUGAACAUAAAAACUUAAAAACAAGAACAUUAAAUUACUUAAGAGAAAACAAAGUAGACGAACCAAAUAAAAUGGAAGAACACAAUAAAAUGGAAGAACACAAUAAAAUGGAAGAACACAAUAAAAUGGAAGAACACAAUAAAAUGGAAGAACACAAUAAAAUGGAAGAACACAAUAAAAUGGAAGAACACAAUAAAAUGGAAGAACACAAUAAAAUGGAAGAACACAAUAAAAUGGAAGAACACAAUAAAAUGGAAGAACACAAUAAAAUGGAAGAACACAAUAAAAUAAAAGAACAUAAUAAAAUAAAAGAACAUAAUAAAAUAGAAGAAUCAAAUCAAACAAAAUCACCAUUAAGGAAUCAUCAGAUUCAAAUAAAUAAUACUAUUGAUAAAAUAAUUCAAAAUUCCAAUGGAGAUGAAAAACUUCAAAGACUUAAGAGUACAUCCUGGUUAAUAAAUAAUAUGGAAUCAUCUGAAGAAGUUAAACAGAGACUUAGAGGGCUAGCACAAUCAUACAUAUAUAACCCAGAUGAAUCAAAAAAAAGAAGAAUAAUUAAAGAAAUUUAUGAAUAUAGUAAAAAAGAAGAAAAUGAUGAUAUUAAAAAUAUGUUCUUAAAAAUACUUAAAUGUAGAGAUUUAAGUAACACAGAGCCUCGAGAGUAUCAUUUGCCUUUAGAAGGAAGAACACUUCCGUGUUGUCUUUUCGUGUAA